AUGUUAAAGGAUGGAGGAGAACGUGUGUUGACGAAAUGCGUCCGUGUGUCCAGCACGGCCACAACUCGUGCCGUCGUCGAUGCACUGACUGAGAAGUUUCUUCCUGAUUUGAAGAUGCUCUCAGACGACACUUACACGUUAUGGGAGCUUCACGAGAGUGGUGGUGAGAGGAAACUGGACGAUGAGGAGAAGCCAUUACUUGUACAGCUAACAUGGCACAGAGACGAUCGCGAAGGCAGGUUUCUGUUGCGCAAAAGUCGCCAGACAAGUAUUCCUCUUGCGGUACGGUUACUGAACACUAUACAGCUACCGCAUGAAGAGAACUUGAAAAGAGCUACGAAGCGAUUCUCGAAACGGGAAAAGAAGGAAUUGAAGAAGAAACACCAGAAAGAUAUCAGUACUCGUCAUUUUGAUUUUUUGUUAAAUAAGGUUCCGCCUAAUUCAUUUACUCGUACAAUAUCUAAUCCAGAAGUGGUAAUGAAGAAAAGACGAGAGAAGAAACUGGAAACAAGACUGAAAGAGAUGGGUCAUGGUGGAAGUUUGAAGAUAUACGGUGGCGAGUUGGUACCAUCACGGCCAUAUGUAACAAUUCUGGUUUCCAUGCAAGACCGCACUGAAAAAAUUCUCUUGGAAGCUUUGGAGAAGUAUGGUUUCGAUUCAAGCUCCGCUUCUGACUAUGUGUUGGUUGAGGUUGGUUUAGAUGAUCCGGAAAUUCGCGGGAGGCAUUGUGUUAUUACUUACAUGGAUGGGAUAGUUACGAUCACCCCCAGUGCUUCUGAUGCAGUCAUCGAGAUAAACAAUCGCCGUAUAGGUCAGACAGAAAUUCUUCGUGAUGGAGACUUCCUGAGAAUGGGGCGGAUCAACUUGUUUCAAUUCGUGAGCCAACAAAAGGUGUCCAAACUCACUCAAAAUGACGAUGGUCCUCGGGAGUGCCUCUCGAACUUGUUUUGUGCAUUCGUGCUUAGAUGUUUAUUCAAUACGGAAUCUAGGCAUAUAAUGUCAAUUUUAUUACCGUUCGGAGAAGGCGCUUGA
Messenger RNA from Angiostrongylus costaricensis, 1032 nucleotides. The record is from the annotation of a GenBank genome assembly. Lineage: Eukaryota; Metazoa; Nematoda; Chromadorea; Rhabditida; Metastrongylidae.